AUGUCUAGCCGAGCGAAGCGCAAGUUCGACAUCGACCCCAACGCAUCUGACCCCGAGGACUUUGAUUACGACGACUCGGAAAAACGCGCAGCUCCUCAACGGCGCCGUCACAAAGGCACGCCGGGAGCAAAGAAGAAGCCUUCCAAGCGCCAACGACGCGCAUACGGCGGCUCCGACAUUGACGACGACGACGAAAUCGAGUCGGACGGCUCAUUCACCGAGCGCUCAGAGUCCGAGGAGCCCGAAAUCAACCCAGCAACAGGCAGAAGCGUACGCCGCGCCACCAAGAAACAGAUCAAGUACGAGGAGAGCGAGGACGAGAUUGAAGACACGCCAUCAGAGGACGACUCUCCCAAGCCAGCUUCGCGACGCAGAGCCAAGCCGUCUAUUGAACAAGUCGACAAGCCUUCGCUCAUUGUCAAGCUGAAGAUGCCUGAUCACGCACCAGGCCGCAACCUGCGCACUCGCACAGGAAGCAAAUCCCUUGCGCGUGGAAAGACACCAGAAGUACAGGGUACGCGACGUAGUAGUCGUCUCUCGCACGAUGUCGAGGCCCCCAUCGUUGAGCUUUCAGACUCUGGAAGGCAUGUCAAGAUUGUGCGCGAAGGAACGCGCAGUCCUGAGCCCGUCAUCGCGCGCGCGACCCGAGGCGGCAAAGGCCCAAGGCCAACAGAGUACCCCAGUGCCAUCAUGGAAGCCUCACAAGAGACAUCGAUGAUCCGCGACGAGAGUCCUGGCCCGCUCGACGCCAUCCUCGCUGGUGCCGAAACUCAAGUCGAGGCCAGCAAAGAGAGCUCGCCUACGCAAGAAGCCCCGGGAGAUGAUGAUGCCGAGGGCGAGGAUGAAGAUAUGGAAGGCGUCAUCCAGGAGUCUCAGCACGAUGAAGGCGCUGCUGACGAGUCUGACGAGGAAGGCCCGGUUUCGCGCGGCGGCCGGAAUUUGAGGAACCGUGCUGCAUCAGCCAAACGCAAACGAGGUGCCGAUGAGAGCAGUGAUUUCGAACCCCCGGCCGAGGACGAAAAAGAAGAAGAAAUGUCCGAGUCAGACAAGGAAAAGGGCAAGCGCUCCGCAUCCGAAAGCGCCUCUGGUUCAGGACGGCGAUCGAACCGUCUACGAGGAAAGACGCGUCAAUCUGGUCGCAGCAGGCGCAACUCCUCGUCUGAAGAGUCUGGGGUAGAUCAGGAUGAACUACAAGACGAGCUACAAGACCUCGAGUAUAACAAGCGCCGGCGUCUUACGCGACGUAACCCUGACAACGACCUGGCAUAUGAUGCCGCGCCUAAACGUCGUGCCCGCCAGACAGGAGUUGAUUACCGCGUCAUCCGACCAGAGCAAAACGAGAUAUUCGAGAUUGAUGAAGAUGCACCGGCUAUCGACAGAUCUCGGGCACGAGGUGGUCGCUCAGCAUAUAAGAGCCUGUGGCGUAGUCAGGGGCCCUUUGGUGGUGGUGUUGAAGCCGGCAUGGGAGUAGCAGGCGGUGACUCUGACAGCAGCGAUGACGAGAACCAGAAGAUGCCUAAGCCUGUCGGUGGCAUGAUCGGCAUGACUCCCACAACAGCGACGGCCCCCACAUUUGGAUUUCCACAGACUCAUAAUGCAGACGCACAAAAAGACUCUGGUGGGGGUCCUGCAAACCUGGGCAAAGUCAAGGACAAGAAAGCCCUGGCAGAUUCUGACCCUCUUGGAGUUGACCCCAACGUCAAUUUCGAUGGUGUUGGUGGAUUAGACGAUCACAUUAACAAACUUAAGGAGAUGGUGAUGCUUCCAUUGCUAUAUCCCGAGGUGUUUCAGCGCUUUAAGAUCACUCCUCCCCGAGGUGUUUUGUUCCAUGGACCGCCUGGUACAGGAAAAACACUUCUUGCCCGUGCUCUUGCUUCUAGUGUCAGCACACAUGGUCAGAAGGUCACUUUCUACAUGCGCAAAGGCGCUGAUGCCUUGAGCAAAUGGGUUGGAGAAGCUGAACGCCAACUCCGUCUGUUGUUCGAAGAGGCGCGCAAAACCCAGCCUAGUAUCAUCUUCUUCGACGAGAUCGAUGGUCUGGCACCUGUCCGUUCUAGCAAGCAAGAGCAAAUCCACGCGUCAAUAGUGGCAACACUCCUUGCCCUCAUGGACGGUAUGGAUGGUCGUGGCCAAGUCAUCGUGAUAGGCGCCACCAAUCGUCCAGACUCUGUAGACCCUGCCCUCCGGCGUCCAGGUCGUUUCGACCGAGAGUUCUACUUCCCUCUACCGGAUGUUACAGGCCGACGCUCCAUCAUCGACAUUCACACCAAGAAUUGGGAGCCACCUCUCAAGCCGGAGAUGAAGGACCAACUUGCAGAGCUGACCAAGGGUUAUGGAGGUGCCGACAUUCGUGCGCUCUGCACAGAAGCCGCCUUGAAUGCGGUACAAGGAACAUACCCCCAGAUCUACACUUCCGAGAAGAAGCUCUUGAUCGACCCCAGCACCAUCAAGAUUCUCGCUAAAGAUUUCAUGAUCUCAGUCAACAAGAUGGUACCAUCAUCUCAGCGAACAGUGACAGCCAGUGCAGCACCACUAGGCAAGAACAUUGAGCCACUACUGCGCAAGCCCCUUGAUGCAAUCCUGAAGCGGAUAGACGAGCUUAUCCCAAGGCGGAAGAAGCUUACUGCACUCGAAGAAGCUCAAUACGACGACCGCGACGACGAGAAGGGUUUCGAGCGAGAAGCCACAAUGCGCAACUUCGAGAGCAGCAGGAUCUUCAGGCCCCGUUUACUCAUCAGUGGCUUGCAAGGCAUGGGCCAGCAGUAUCUUGGUGCUGCGCUGCUGAGCAAGAUUGAAGGUCUGCAUGUGCAGUCAUUCGAUCUCCCGACUAUCCUGGAAGACUCUACCCGAGCACCCGAAGCGGCGAUCACGCAACUGUUCACUGAGGUCAGGCGGCACAAGCCAAGUGUCAUCUACAUCCCUUCAGUCGAUGUCUGGUACCAGACACUCCCCGCACAGGCCAUCAAGACAUUCAAACUCCUCCUGCGGAGUGUCGGUGCAAACGAGCCAAUUAUGCUGCUGGGUGUCAUGGAAUUGCUCAACGAGAAGGAGAAGCCAGAUCGACAGAUGAUGACUGAUCUCUUCUCGUUCUCACAAACUAAUCAGUUCCACCUCGCUCGACCUGAUCAGGAAGGUCGCUCUGAGUUCUUCAACAACAUCAGCCACUACAUUCGCAUGUCUCCUGCAGACUUCCCCGACCCUGAUAACAGGAAGAAGCGAAUACUUCCGGAACUGGAGGCUGCGCCUAUUGUUGCCCCAGUGGUUGAUCCCAAGGAGCUCGCGGCGCGUGAAAAGUGGCAGAAGAAGCAGGACAGGUUGACGCUCAACAAGAUGAAGAUUGUCAUCCAGCCAAUUAUGGAUCAGUUGAAGAGGAGUCACAGGAAAUUCUUCAAGCCAAUCCUGGAAGAAAGCUGGUAUGCUUAUUUGCUGGAUGAACAGGAUCCCGAGCAUGUCGGGUCAGACUUGCCACGUGAUCAGCAAGAACAACAAGGCCUUGAGCGACCUUGGGAAUUUUCCAAAGACAGCAAAGGUGUAGAUGUUCUGUUGCACGUUGACAGUGGCAACAAGUACUACAACCUGGACCUGGGCACUAUCGAGAAGCGUCUUUCAAACGGUUACUACAAACGCCCUGCCGAUUAUCUUUUUGAUAUCAAGACCUUAGUUAAGGAUGCCCGGACAUUUGGAGACGCCGAACGGACUCUGAAGGGCAACGAGAUGAUAACCAAUGUUGAGGUGGAUUUGGAUAACUUCUUUAUGCACCAAAACCCUGGUCUGCUUCAAGAGUGCGAGGCAGUAUACCAACGCGAACUCGAGAGGGAGCGAAAGGCGCGCGAGAAGCGAGAGAAGGCCAUCGCAGCGAACAAGGACUUCCCUGAUGUUGCACGUGUGCCUCCAGAGCAGUCCAUCGGUACAACAGAGACCUCGGGACCAAUCACUUUGGGCGAGCCUGUGCCCGGCCGUUUGCCUAUGCCACCUGUCACUCCGUUGCGAGCACUUCAUGAGAGCGGUCUAUCUAACGGCACCGUUGGAGAAGGCGCACAGCUCAUAACUAAUGGUUUUGCUGUGCCUUCCAACGAUGAAACACAUAUGACGGACAGCCAGGAUCUGAAUGCCAACACACAGCACGAUUUCCAAUUCCAGACUCCUAGUAGGAUCGAUACACAGGGAACGCAAACGCAAAAGUCGCAGGUCUUGGGUCGCACCUUCAUGGCGCCAAACUCACAUCCCAACGAUUACAACAACAGCGCGUCAACGACCACUUCUGGUCAAAAGACGUCGAACAGGUCUUCAGAAAACAAGUUUGGCACUCAGAGUAGCAACGGUGGUGUGCUACCCGGCAUACCAAACUUCUCAGAGAUGAUGCCCCAACCGAGCGGGUCGCAGCUUCCCGACACACAAGAAGUCACUUAUGGAAGUAGUCAGCCAUCAAAUUCGCAGCCGUCGCAACUUUCGCAGUUGUCGCAGCACGUUACCUCAAUGCCUGCACCUGCACCCCCUCACCACUCGAACCUCAACCAGAUCCUUAACGACGAAGAGCCCAAGCCACAGCUCAUCAUCGACGACGGUCUUGUCACAGACUUGCACGAGAAGCUCGUCCAAUCGACCUCUGGCUGUUCCCUGGAGCAGUUGGAGCAGAUCAACGCUGCACUCAUGGACGCUAUCUGGAAGCACCGCGCAGACUACAAUCGCAACGUUGUCCUGAAAGAAGUCACCGAGGCCUUCAACACCAUCAUCAAAGACAUUCAGACCAUGCAGGAGAUUCUCAAGUCGAGCCAAGAAGAAGAAGAGGCCGAGUUGCGCCGUCAGUAUCACACCUCCACACAAGAUGAUUGGUUUUCGCAGACUCAAGCGCAUCGCUAA
Molecule: messenger RNA, 4860 nt
Organism: Pyrenophora tritici-repentis Pt-1C-BFP
Lineage: Eukaryota; Fungi; Ascomycota; Dothideomycetes; Pleosporales; Pleosporaceae
Product: RPT1, ATP-dependent 26S proteasome regulatory subunit
Biological process (GO): positive regulation of transcription by RNA polymerase II
Cellular component (GO): nucleus
Molecular function (GO): ATP binding; ATP hydrolysis activity; chromatin binding
Source: RefSeq, a predicted model, not a curated record